CAUUCAAUCAACACCAGUUGCACACCAGUUUAAAUUCACCUUUAAUAUAGCAAACAUCAAUUUGAAAAUUGUAAUUGAAGAUUGCGUCUGUUAAUGCAUAAUGGCACUAUUGCUAAAGACUACGUAUGAAGCUUAUAAAUAUGCCAGAGAUGACCUAAAAGAUCCUCGAACGGCCGAUUGGUUUCUGGUUCACUCGCCAAUUCCAGUCAUAUUUAUAACGGCCAUGUACUUCUUCACGGUAAAAGAAUGGCUUCCUAAAUUUAUGGAAAACAGGCCAGCAUACGAUCUACGUAAAGUUUUAGUAUAUUACAACUUACUACAAGUUGUACUUAGUGGAUACAUAGUUGUUAUGGCAAGUACAAGUUUACACACAUUGAAUUUGACAUGCUCGCCAGUGGAUUACUCUGACAACCCGCAUGCGAUGAAUUUUGCCAAACUUACAUGGUUCUAUUACAUGGUAAAAGUUGUCGAUCUAUUAGACACUGUAUUUUUCAUAUUACGCAAAAAAGAAAGCCAAGCAACUUUUUUACACAUUUACCACCAUUUUGGUAUGUUCUUUGUGGGAUGGGUGGGCACCAAGUAUGUCGCCGGUGGAGAAUCUGUCUUUGUCGGGAUUAUCAACUCGUUUGUACAUGUUAUCAUGUAUAGUUAUUAUAUGUUUGCCGCAUGGAAACCGGAAAUGAAAGAGACAAUCUUCAAGUUUAAGAAGCACGUCACCCAAUUACAACUUUUGCAAUUCAUGACAUUAUUCUGCAUCUAUUUUCCGAAACUCUUCACAGAUUGUAACUUCCCGAAAACACUAUUGAUAUUUGUUGUACCGCAAGAUCUGACGAUGAUUAUCAUGUUUGGUGAUUUCUACUAUCAUGCGUAUAUCAAGGGCAAUGGAAAAAAGGCACAGGUUAAGGACACCCACUGACGUACGUUAGCUAUUGCUGCAAAACAACGAACAAUGGCUGCACAAUGAGGUGCACUAUUUAUGAAUAUAUAAUUUUGUUUUUCUGUCUAUGUAUUCACGUACAAAUCAGUAGAAUAAAUAUUAAUAAUUUAAUAAA
This is a messenger RNA of Dalotia coriaria, 1052 nucleotides long. RefSeq names its product very long chain fatty acid elongase 7-like. The record is from RefSeq and is a predicted model, not a curated record. Gene Ontology annotation, cellular component: endoplasmic reticulum membrane. Gene Ontology annotation, biological process: fatty acid elongation, monounsaturated fatty acid; sphingolipid biosynthetic process; fatty acid elongation, saturated fatty acid. The coding region runs from base 101 to 916 and encodes 271 amino acids. Lineage: Eukaryota; Metazoa; Arthropoda; Insecta; Coleoptera; Staphylinidae. Gene Ontology annotation, molecular function: fatty acid elongase activity. The transcript is spliced from 4 exons.